Molecule: messenger RNA, 4285 nt
Organism: Cladocopium goreaui
Lineage: Eukaryota; Dinophyceae; Suessiales; Symbiodiniaceae
Source: the annotation of a GenBank genome assembly
GCACGCAGAUACUGCUUCAAGCGUUGUGGGUGCACGGUCGCACUGGGAGGAAGUACUUCGGUGUUGCCACCGCCGGCGAAGGCGGCCAAUCUGGAGUAGCGGCAUUGUUGGGAAAUGCUGUAGCAUCUGCAUAUGACAGGGACCAACGAGAAGAUCAACUGGUGCCAUCGUGGGACGGCGAAGUGCACAACUGGCCGGAGUACGCUCGGAGGGUGCGUUUGUGUUGGGCUCAGACACCUCUGCACAAGCGCUACACGCUUGCUCCUCGCUUGGUUCUGCGCUUGAAGGGCAAAGCCUGGGAAGCCGCCUCAACCGUGAAUCACUCCAAGCUGAGCCAAGACAAUGGCACUCAAUACCUCCUGUCAUACUUGAAGGAGAAACUGGGAAGGCUGCCUGUCCCAGAUGUUCGACAGCACCUUGACGACCUUUUCGUCAAGCUGAGGAGGCAACCUGGAACAGAUCUCCUGAGUUGGUGCACUCAACUUCGUGAGAGUUACCGUAGAGUCCAACGUGCACUGGCUCGAACAUUCAGGCCAAAGAAGGAGGUAGGCGUUCAGACUGAGCGCUCUAUGUUUGCUGGAGAGGAUGCUUCGGAACGUGGCACUGGAAGUGAGCCGCAUCGAGAGCCAAUCCGUUCAACUCCUGAUGGAACUGAACGGGAGAAUGCAUCUCCGCUGAAUACUACUCAUGAGGCAGAGAAUGACGAGGGCGAAGACUGGCCAUCCCCACAGCAGUCAGAAGCAGGAUGGUGGUCACAGUGGGGAUGGGAUGGCUGGACGAAUGAUGCCACAUGGGACUGGUAUGAUGACCGCUACCCAUCUUCUGGCUACGAUCACUUUGAGGAUGACUCCAACGACUAUGCCUGGGAGGAUGAAGACCAGCUCCUUCCGGAGAUUUUGCCGGAGGAGGUGUUAGGUUGGCUCCUCAUGAGGCGAUCAUCUUUGCCAGGAGGUGCGCGUCUUGCAGUACAAGCUGCUGCAGGGAACAGUCUGCGUCUCACAGACGUAGAGCGUGCGCUACGCCAACAAGAGGAUGAGCUGAUGCAGAUGGAGCGCCAACGCAAUCAGCCUCACAACCGUUCAGGAAGAUCCUUUUGGGUUGAGAAGGACGAUACUUGGGGCUUGGUCUUGACAGAGAUGGAAGAGCUUGAGACCUUGGCAGAUGACCACAUCCACUGGCUUGAUUCGGAGUCACAGGCAGCAUUCUUCGGGGCAUCACAACCAGAUCCACAAGAUGACCUCGAGCAUAGACCCAGCAGCUGCACUGGGCAUCGCCAGUGUGCGCCCAUCUUGCCAAGUCGCGCUCCACAACGGAUUAGGACCUUUUGCUCUGAGCUCUACGCACUUGGCCUUUUUGCAACUCUGCACUGGCUGGUUGUGAUCCCACUUUUCUUUGUCUACGCCAUUGCCCUGGACGCCCUUGAGAUCUUUGCCGCGGGCCUCAUGGAAGAGGACAAAGGGACUAGCUCAAGGCAACGUGGAGAAGAGUUUACUCCGCAGGAGUUGGAAUGCAAGCGAGCUGAAAAGGCGACCGACCCCGACACUGGCGAGACCAUUGUCUUGGUGGAGGCCGAUCCUUUGCAUGGACUCAACAAGUUGUUGGACGCCCUUGAGUCCAUCAACGGCAAGACAGACUUGGAUAAGAAAGGUGAGCUGCGUCACCUUUUCUACAAUGAGUUGCGUCGCAAGCCUGGCGAGCGCAUCAGUGAGUUCUGCACUCGUUUCCGAACACUUACAGCUGACCUUCGUUCAGAGGGCAUUCAACUUCCAGCAGCAGAGCUUGGAUGGUUUUUGAGGGAGAAGCUUGGAUUGGAUGGAAUCAGAAAGCAACUGUUGGAGACGGCGCUUGCGGGCCAAGAUUCGUACGAGGCUGUGGAGCGCGAAGUGCUCAGGUUGUUUAAAGAUCUCCAUGUGUCUGAUCCGCUGCAGCGGAGACCUUUUGGUGGUGGCGAUGGCAAGCCGUCGCUGAUGCAAAGGUUUCUUUCUUCCUCGGGCUCUUCAUCCGGAAGGCCUUCAACCUUGGCGCCUUCCACAGCAAGCUCUUCCAUGCAUCGACCUUUCCGUUCCUCCGCCUCUGUUUCCUCUAGGAGCACUUUCAGGUCUUCAAGGUCUUCAAACCCUGGACAAGCUCGUCAGAGCUAUGUGACUGAAGCCGAUGUGACGGAGGAGCAUGAUGAUGGCGAAGCCGAACUGAUCCCUGAUGAUGCGGGGAAAGAGGAGCCGAGCUUGGAAGAAGUCUUGCAAUCAGAGGCAGCAACUUUAGCUGCUGAUUUGGAAGCCCUUGAAGCCGAGGGAGUUGAGCCGGAGCUGUUGGAGGAGUUGGAGACUGGAGUGGAAAGCGCCGCUGAGGCAUUAGUCUCAAUGCGUGAGGCGCGCACAAAGAUCAAUGAAGUGAAGCGUGACCGAGGAUAUGGUCGCAGUGGAAAUGCCGUUUCUCAAUCCAAACCUCAUGGCAACCAAGUGAACCGUGCCACGGCAACCACGAGAUGUUUUGAUUGCAAUUUACCUGGCCAUUGGGCCGGGGACAAGGAAUGCAAGAAGCCUGGGGCUGGUUUGGGAAAGAGUGAAAAGAAGCCUGGCAAACAUGUCAUGAUUGCUGAAGCGAUGAAUACCGAGUAUGUGAUGCCUGCUGAGACCUUUGGGGAAGAUCCACCAGAGCCUCAUGAGAUCAAUGCUGUUUCUGCUGUGAAGGGUCUCCCGACCUCAACUCUUUCGGAAGCCCUGUCAAUGCAGACCUCCACCGUGGUGCUCGAGAAGUCACCCCAACUUGAGCUUGCAAGCGACAAAAAGUUGGUAGGCGCCUUGGACUCUGCAUGCAAUAGGACAGUAACUGGUUUCACAUGGCUCAGUGGAUUUUUGAUUGAGUUGAAGAAAGCCCCAGCAGAUGUGAGGGCAUUGGUCAAGCGACAGCAGGCAGCUUGCAGCGGGCCACUUCCUGCUGGAAAUUAUUCCACGAGCGUGGAUCAGGCAGCAGCGGCCACAGAGAGUAUGCCCAUGAACUCAGAGGUGCCUGUCAAAGCUCUCCAAGAGUUGGCAAAGCUGAAGGCCACACCGCUGACGGGCAUCCCGGGAUCGCCACAGGCAGCCUCUUCUCUCGCAGCCAUGCCGCUGCUGGGUGCUGGUCAGCGCUUGGCCGAACAGACACAGGCUGCAGCUACUGGGGAAGCAACGGCGUUGAAGGUGACAUCACCGUGCCGUCGAGUGCUGCGACCGCAGCGGUUUGCCCAAAGGACACUGCCACCGAGAAACGCCUUAGACGACCCUUGCAGAUCUGUAACGCCGCUUGAGCAGCUUGGAUCUGACAUCAGACAAGUGAGAGGCAUUCUGCGGCUCCCAAAUGCUGUGCACGUGGCACUCCACCUGCUAUCCCAAGAAGCGCAGCUGAUCUGCGAACAAUUCGAAAAGGGAUUGCAUGGGGUGGCCAUCAUGUGGCAAACCGAAGAUCUCGGUGGAGUGAGCAAAAAUCACCGAGUGGAGUGGAGCACUUUUUUGCAGGGUGAAAACCUGAGUGAGACGUCGCUGUUGCGGGACUUCAAGAUCAUAUGCAAGACGGGGGGGCCUCCAAGCUACCCGCGAUGCCUCAUAACAGAGGGUGAUGUCAGCAAUGGGCUUAGCUUGGUGGAGAACUACUUGCUGAGUCGCUUGACACCAGAGGAAGCUGAGUCGAUGGAGGUCCUCAUUCACAAUCAUUGUGGUCAAGACCUGACGGCUUGGAUUGCCGAGAGUGGGUUUCGCAAGGUGUUCGUGACAACGGAGCCGUACCAUGACCCCCAUUGGUCUUGCUGUUCCUUCCCGGAACGUUGUCCGGAACUACUGGUGAAAUGCGUUGGGGAUGACAUUCAACUUCUUCUGCUGAAGCAUGUGUGGCCCUUUCGAAGUUGCUUGCCUGGAUGGCGUGGAGGUUAUUUCAAUCUCCGCACUUUCGAGCCGGCGGAGAAGAACGUGGCUGAUUCGCACUACAUUCGCUAUACCCCUCCUUUUUGCAGUGUCGCAGUUGCAGGACUACUUGCAUUCGCUGGAGCAUACGGUCAUGCUGUUCUCCGUCGAUGGAGUGAUCCCGGCUGCAACAAUGGACAUUUUGCAAAGUACCCCAUGGCUGCUGCGCAAGUGAUGCGGGUGUUGAUCAUCAGCCUCAGACUUGCCUAUGCGAGAGAUUUGCCAGGUUUACUUCAAUUGAGAGGAGUUGGGCUCAAAGGAUUCGAGAAGUGGAUCGUUGUGCAAAGGACCCAGCCACUUCAAAAAGAAGUUCCGAGUCGAGCGGCUGGUGCUCGCAUUCCACCAGAGAG